GCGAGGGGGCUGACCCCUCCCCCUCUCCUAUCCGCACCCACAGCAGGCGCCAUGGAUACGAGCCGCGUGCAGCCCAUCAAGCUGGCCCGGGUCACCAAGGUGCUGGGCCGGACGGGCUCGCAGGGCCAGUGCACCCAGGUUCGUGUUGAAUUCAUGGACGACACCAGUAGAUCCAUCAUCCGGAACGUAAAGGGGCCCGUCCGUGAGGGGGAUGUCCUGACGCUGCUGGAGUCGGAGCGUGAAGCAAGGCGAUUACGCUGAUCUAUGCUGCAGCUGGAUGGCAAGCUUGAUGUGACUACCAUUUCUGACUUCCUGUAAUGAAGAAGCAACAGUUCAUACCUACUCUGCUUAACUUAGUGAAGAGGAAUGUUGUGUUUCAGAGACUAAAAUAAAGGAUUUUUUUCCAGUAA
Messenger RNA from Dermochelys coriacea (leatherback sea turtle), 410 nucleotides. It is a transcript of the gene RPS28, whose product is annotated as ribosomal protein S28. The transcript has 4 exons. Gene Ontology annotation, biological process: translation; maturation of SSU-rRNA; ribosomal small subunit assembly. The coding region runs from base 52 to 261 and encodes 69 amino acids. Lineage: Eukaryota; Metazoa; Chordata; Testudines; Dermochelyidae. The record is from RefSeq and is a predicted model, not a curated record. Gene Ontology annotation, molecular function: structural constituent of ribosome. Gene Ontology annotation, cellular component: cytosolic small ribosomal subunit; ribosome.